AUGAGCGGCGUCUUUGUAUACUGGGACCAUUCAAACAUAUUCCACGAGGCGCAACGGAUUGCGGAAGAAACAGAGGGUACUCCGGGAGCACGCUAUCUGGUGCGGAUCCAUUUUGAAAACCUGCUCAGGCUAGCCCGUGCUGAUCGACCGUUGGCCAAGGCUUUGGCCGCAGGUUCAGUACCGCCCGAAAUGCGGGCUCUUUGGAAUCGGCUGGAGAAUCAAGGAAUAGAGGUUCGCUUGUUUGACCGUGGCGAAGCCGGGCGCGGUGAGCAAGAUAUGCCCGACCGAAUUCUUCAGUUGCGUAUGCUGGAGGAUGCGUUGGACUACAACGGCAAUGCUGGUACUGUGGUCCUAUUGACCGGCGAUGGAGCCGGCUAUAGCGAGGGGCAGGGCUUCCACAGCACGUUGGCACGCAUGCACACGCGCGGUUGGAAGGUGGAGGUCUUGUCGUGGCUUCAAUCCUGCAAUCGGGGUAUGCGCUCAUGGGCGGAGCAAAACGGGAUUUUCGUUCCCCUCGACGAUUUCUACGACGCGAUAACUUUCAGAGAGCCAUCCCGAGAGGGGCAUGAAUUCGCCUCACGGCGCGAUGCGACGCCGCUGGAUUUGACGAGUCGGGAGAUGGCGUGA
Geodia barretti is the source of this 627-nucleotide messenger RNA. Lineage: Eukaryota; Metazoa; Porifera; Demospongiae; Tetractinellida; Geodiidae. The record is from the annotation of a GenBank genome assembly.